CAUCUUCCCACCAAUCCGGUCACUCAGCCGCGGAGUAAAGUAAUCACAGUUCCGUAACAAUCUAGCCGAAGCCACGAGAAGAGCACACGACGCCGGCCUUCCCUUCCCCCCACGUUUCGAAUCAACCUGAGCGAGCUCCUCUGACCAGCCAGCCAACCAACCAACUACAAGCUCCUCCCGAAGCCUCCGACGGGGAACCGGAGGCGCAGCGGUGCCGGCCUAGGCGCGCGAGGAGGGGGCGGCAAGCGCAUGGCGUCGUCGAGGGUGUCGUCGUCGUCGCCGGCGCACACGGCGUCGGACCUCGCGCGCUUCGCGGCGGCCGCGGGGAGGCCCGGCGGCGGGAGCGGGAUGGGGUCCAUGAACGUGGAGGAGCUCCUCCGCGGCAUCUACGGCGACAUCCCCGCCACGCCGGCGCCCGACCGGCCGAUGUCGCCCGUUCCACCGGCGCCUCAUCACGACACCGCCGCGCCGCGGACGGCGGUCGAGGUGUGGAAGGAGAUCACCGGCGGGAGCAGUGGAGGGGAGGAGGCCGUCGUUGGCGGGGCCGCGGAGAUGACGCUGGAGGACUUCCUGGCGCGGGAGAGCGCGGGGAAGCUGGACGCCGUCGGGAUGCCCAUGCCCGGCCCGUCCGCGGCGUUGGAGGAGCAGGUGGCGCUGGGGUUCCAGCUGAACGGAGAAGAGGCCGCGCGCGGCGGCGGGAGAGGGAAGAAGAGGCAGCUGAUGGACCCCAUGGACCGCGCCGCGAUGCAGCGGCAGAAGCGGAUGAUCAAGAACCGCGAGUCGGCGGCGAGGUCGCGGGAGAGAAAGCAGGCCUAUAUAGCCGAGCUCGAGACCUUGGUCACGCAGCUCGAAGUGGAGAACGCCAACCUGUCGAAAGAACAGGAGGAGGCAACCCAGAAACGGCUGAAAGAGCUCAAGGAAAAGGUGACUCCAGUCAUCAUUUCGAAAACACCAUCGCAAGAUCUUAGAAGAACAAACUCAAUGGAGUGGUAGACAUGAGCAAACCUCAGUACCCGUCCUCUUACAGUUACAUAGAUUUUGAUAAGUUGUCUGUCAUUCUUGUAUUUAUUGGUGUUAACUUAGUUGUUGUAACUUCACGGAUAUAUUCAUAUAUCAUAAAUAUUUAGGUGACAACUUAAA
Messenger RNA from Lolium perenne, 1140 nucleotides. Its product is annotated as bZIP transcription factor 12. The record is from RefSeq and is a predicted model, not a curated record. NCBI's taxonomy places the organism in Eukaryota, Viridiplantae, Streptophyta, Magnoliopsida, Poales, Poaceae. Gene Ontology annotation, biological process: positive regulation of DNA-templated transcription. Gene Ontology annotation, molecular function: DNA-binding transcription factor activity. Gene Ontology annotation, cellular component: nucleus.